CGACAGGCACGCUGCCACUUCUGCAGUCCUCAUCGCCCCAAAUCAGCCAAGUAACGCUCUGCAGGCCCACUGCAGCCCCAGCCCCGGCGAUCAGGCGAGCUGCUGCAGAGCAUGGCUGCUAGUCAUAAGGCCGUGGGAUUCACAAACAAUUCGAUCCCCUUUUCCCCCCAUUCCUCUACCGAAAACGAUAACGAUGACCACAGCUGUCGAAUCCAGGCCAUCAUGGUGGCGCCGAGUGUUCAAGCGUCAGCGGUACGACCCUCGAGCUGACCGCCGCGUAUCGGCACUACCGCCCCGUCUCGACCUCAAGCUUAGCACAACGCCGAUGGCCUCCCGCCUCGACGUUAACUUUGCCAACGCCGGCCAGUCCACAGUGUCGCUGGACGUGCUGCCUACUGAGCCGCGGCCUACUUCCAUCCCGCCGUCCAAGUCCAUGCCGGACGCCAAGGCACUCUCGCGCGAGCCACCGCCUCCUCUGCCCAUCGCACCAGCAGCCGUCGCCCCGAUAUCCUCGGGUCACCCGGAAGCUCAGCGGUCCGCCCCCCCCGCCUCCCCCUCCUCGCCUGGCUUCAGCCGCAAGCUGCACUCGACCACACGGGCAUCCGAGACCCUCGCUUCCAGGACGCAGAACAUGCCGGGCUACAGCGUCACCACGUACGUCCCAGUCAGCGUCAGCGCCGCGAGCUCUGCCGACUCAAGCUCGAGCUCGAAGCGGGAGAGCGGCGAGUCGGGCUCAGCGUCGCAGUCUGAGCGCGCGUUGCCCGAGACAUCCGCCCCUGUGCGCGCUAGCGAAGAGAGCGCGUUCUACAGCACACACGACGAGGUCCCGCCGUCCGUGCCCGUGAUGCAGCCUGAGCCAGUGCACCAGCGUCCCGAGCCAGUCCAGCCGCAACACGCCCCCGCCCAAGCCGUGCAGGCGCAAGUGGUGCAGCCCGAGCCCGUGGAGCAGGUCGUCCAGCCCGUGUCUCACCCGCACCACGUCGUCCUCUUCCAGCAGCAAGCUGUCCAGCCCGAGCCCGUCCACGAGGCUCAACCUCAGCCACAGCCGAUUCACCAUGCCGACUUUGAGCCCCAGACCGCCGAAUCCUCCCGCCUCCCGGUCUCACCACCGCGCCCGCCGCGCUCACCCGGCCGCCCCUCUGCGCCCCUGGCACACGAGCCCGACCAUGAGCACACCGCAGACGAUUAUGCAUCUGACGACGCCUACGACUACUCGGACACUCGCGAGGGCGAGUACGAUUACUCCGACUCGCCUGAGCAGCACGCCGAUAUGACGUUCGGGCGUGGCCGCACGGCCGUCGCUUACUGAGUCGCUGGGAAUCGCUGGCGCAGGAACCAGCACGACAAGUCUGUAUGUACGAGUUGUAGGCCGCGGCCAUAGGACUAUGCACGAUAAUCUCACGAUCUCACGAUCUCAUGAGCAUGCGAGCUGGCACGCUGGCAACUGAGCUUGUUCUGAGUGAUGGAGGACGGAGCUAUCAGUGGCCACCAGUAGCAGGCAGGCGGUGCGGAGGUGUAAACAGUC
Cutaneotrichosporon oleaginosum is the source of this 1525-nucleotide messenger RNA. NCBI's taxonomy places the organism in Eukaryota, Fungi, Basidiomycota, Tremellomycetes, Trichosporonales, Trichosporonaceae. The record is from RefSeq and is a predicted model, not a curated record.